CUGUUCCCUUGCUCGAAUCCACUCAAUCUACUGAAAACUUCAGAGGCAAGCUGCCGUACUCAUAUUCCACAGAAUAUAACCUUUGUUACUUUCUUCAUCAGCCUCAAGUCUCCGGAAAAUCAAGUUCAGAAGAUAGUUGUUCGAAUGGAGUACGAUGGAGGAGCAACACGUUGGAGGCACAGGCGAUCAUCAACAGAGAAACUAGUACUGAUAAGCUUGACGUUUCUUGCCAUACUUUCACCACUGAUCAUCGACAGAAGGGAAGCCAUUGAGCCAGAGCCGGAGGAGGAACCUAUCGACAUUUCUUCUCUUGGCCCUGUUCUGCUGGUGGUUCUGAUCAUUGCAGUGGCCAUAUCAUGUUACUUGGACAAAAGCUUAACCAGGUUUGACCCUUACUGGAUAUACAGAGUUGGCGGUUCUUCCAGUGGGAUCGUCAUAGUCCUCAUGGUUCUUGCAUUGGUCCUAAAAUGUAAAGCUUCUCCUGCUGACGUUCAGUGAGUUGCGGAAAGAGUCUGUCAUGCUAGAUGCUUACAUUUGCAUAUAUCUGAGUCACAUUGUCAUGUAAACAUGAUUAUUAAUGAAAGACAUGCAGUUCUACAAAAACGCUGACUCAUGAAAUGUUCUGAAUUGUUCAAUCUGUUUUAGUUGUAACUCUUGAUUCACAGCAGUCUAGAAUGAGACUACACUAGUCACCAGUACACUAGUCACCAGUAAUAGUGUAAUAGUAUACCAUUAUCACUAUAUAGAAUAACCAAAUUGUAAAGCUUGAAUGGUUGAUGUGA
Molecule: messenger RNA, 782 nt
Organism: Daucus carota subsp. sativus
Lineage: Eukaryota; Viridiplantae; Streptophyta; Magnoliopsida; Apiales; Apiaceae
Exons: 1
Coding region: 145-498 (117 amino acids)
Source: RefSeq, a predicted model, not a curated record